AUAAUAAUAAUAAUAAUAAUAAUAAUUAAAAAAUAUAUAUAUAUAUAUAUAUUGUCCACAGGUGUUUUUGUUUUGCGGAAAACCUUUAAUCGGUAACACAAGACAAGACUUUCCGACGCGCUGAGUCCCAAACGACUCAUAAUUGGACAUAGUGUGCACUACAUAGGGUUCAUUAUUUGUUAACCUUAAGGUCGUCAGUAUACUCUCUGAGAUCAGAUGUCUCAUUAUAAACGACUACUUCAUGUUAGACGGUGAUAUUGCGAUAGUUCUUGGUUUUAAUUAAUUAUUGAUUAACUUAUUUAUGUGAACUCUAACAAUUAUGCAACUGGGGAUGUUUUUGCACUUCAAUACAUGAGGAGAUCUGGAAUAGCACUUGACCUGCCAAAUAACAGUAAUUGCAGAGCCUGAUAUCUGCAUCAGCAUGAGUUUGUGGCUCGUGCUGCAUCUGCACAGAUGUAUCCGGCUCGUGUCCACGCGUCAGGCCCACGAGCUCGCCUCCCUGCGCCGUGUCUCCUUGCUGCCGGAGAAGAAGCGCCUGGGGCUCCUGUAUCCGUUCAGCAGUCUGGAGGCACACCUGUCACGACAGGUAGACAAGUCACGAUUUCAGCUCUUCCAGCCUGACCUGGAAGCCCUUGAGUCGGCAGAGAGACUUUUCACUCCAUCUCCCAAACACCAGAUAGUCUACUCUUCAUCAGCUGUGCGCAUAGACCACAUGCCUGAACUCACCCAGCCAGAGGUGUGUUUCAUAGGCAGGAGCAAUGUUGGCAAGUCCUCACUCAUCCGGGCCCUGUUCUCUCUCGCAUCCGAAGUUGAAGUACGGGUUUCUAAAACACCAGGGCACACAAAAAAGCUGAAUUUCUUCACCGUGGGAAAAGCCUUCACUCUGGUCGACAUGCCUGGCUAUGGAUACAGAGCCCCAGAAGACUUUGUGGAUAUGGUCGAGCCUUACCUUCAAGAGCGAAAAAAUCUUAUGAGGACAUUCUUGUUGGUGGAUGGAGGUGCAGGACUACAGAAGUUUGAUUUGGUUGCUGUGGAGAUGUGUGAAGAGUUUUGCAUUCCCUAUGUGCUGGUGGUGACUAAGAUAGACAAAACUCGUCAGGGGGCUCUGCUGUCCCUCCUCCUGCAGAUCCAUGAUUUUAUCGAGGAUAAAACAAACACGUGUUUCCCCCAGCCCUUUCUUGUGAGUUACUGCCAAUCAGUUGUCAUCGGUGUGAUCAUCCUUCUUCUCCAACCCAUCAUUUGUUUGACAUUUCCUACAGAUGCAAAAGUCGCUUAUGCAAUGUUGCAUUUCAGUUCAUUACCUUUCUAUGCACUACUCAGGCAUCCACCUCUUCAGGUGCUUCAUAGCACACGUAACAGGAAACCUCCAGCUGAGUUCCAAACCCACCUGAGAACCAUAUAAAGAAAUAAAACACAACGACAAGAGACUGAUCUAUGCUGAUCUGAUCCAGACCUGCAAACAGCUAUGGCCUGUGUUUCAGCAGCUGGUAGCUGCUCAGACCAAGCCUGGGUCAAAGUGAAUUUUUGACUACUUGCUUUGGCAAUAUGGAAGAUACCUGCUCUCAACUGGGUAGUGAUACAAAUUCCACAAUAAGGAUAGGUUGCAUGGCUAUCGUUCCUCAGCUGAUCUGAUCACUUCAUUAGAAAACAAAUAAACGUCCUACUUUUUUAGCAAGACAAAAGCUAACCCUGUCAAUCUUUAAUUAUUUCUCCUCUGGUUGUAGCUGAUACAGUAUAUGAUGAUGAUGAUGAUGAUGAUGAUGAUCAUGAUAUAUGCUUUAGAAAACCCAUGUCAUGUCUAACCUCAUGGAUCUAACUAUGAAUUACUAUUAGAGGUUUUAUAAAGUGACUAAAGCAUGAACAUGAACAUUUUUAUUUGUACCAAACAAAUUCUACAGUCUUCAGAAUGUAGUACUCUCAGCAGAAGACAUUUGCACGAUUGGUGUAAUUGAACAUGACAUUGUGAGAUAAAUAUAUUUAAUAUUAGUGCA
Ictalurus punctatus (channel catfish) is the source of this 1991-nucleotide messenger RNA. RefSeq names its product GTP binding protein 8 (putative) (gene gtpbp8). Gene Ontology annotation, cellular component: mitochondrion. Gene Ontology annotation, molecular function: GTP binding. The transcript is spliced from 8 exons. Lineage: Eukaryota; Metazoa; Chordata; Actinopteri; Siluriformes; Ictaluridae. The coding region runs from base 422 to 1402 and encodes 326 amino acids. The record is from RefSeq and is a predicted model, not a curated record.